UUUUCAUGUUUCCAACAGGUCUCUCUUCCCCCCACGCCUCAGCCGCUGCCGCCCCGGAGGUCCGAGCCGCCCCCGAUGCGAACCCCGGCACCCCUCCAGGCACCCCUGCCAGGAAGAGAAAGUUGAGCCGCGGCGGCAGCAGCAGCAGCAGCCACGAGCGCGAGGACUUGGAGUCCGCCUCGUCGUCCUCGUCCGCCGCCUCCACGCCCCGCGACGCCGCCUCCCCGGCCGCCUCGGCCCUCGCCUGCCUCGGCGUGGCCGGGGCCUCCACCAGCCACGCGCCGGCCGUGCCCAAGAAGCUCCGCUUCGACGACACGCUGGAGUUCGUGGGCUUCGACCCGAAGAUGGCCGAGGAGUCCUCCUCGUCCUCCUCCGCCUCGUCGCCCAGCGCCGCCGCCCCGCAGCAGCAGCAGCAGCAGCAGCAGCUGAAGAACCGGAGCCUGCUGAUGUCGUCCGUGCCUUCGGCGCCUCACACCAACGGCCUCACCAAAGCCACCACCGUGUCCAGCUUUGCCGCCAGCAAGCCCGGCUCGGCGAAGAAGUUAGUCAUCAAGAACUUUAAAGAUAAGCCUAAAUUACCAGAAAACUACACAGAUGAAACAUGGCAUAAACUUAAAGAAGCAGUAGAAGCUAUCCAGAAUAGUACUUCGAUUAAGUACAAUUUAGAAGAACUCUAUCAGGCUGUGGAAAAUCUGUGCUCUUACAAGAUUUCUGCCAACUUGUACAAACAGCUGAGACAGAUUUGUGAAGAUCACAUCAAAUCUCAAAUUCACCAGUUCAGAGAGGAUUCGUUGGAUAGUGUUCUUUUCCUGAAGAAGAUAGAUAGAUGCUGGCAAAACCACUGUAGACAAAUGAUAAUGAUCAGGAGCAUAUUUUUGUUUCUGGAUAGAACUUACGUUCUUCAGAAUUCGAUGCUUCCCUCCAUUUGGGAUAUGGGCCUGGAGUUAUUUAGGGCCCAUAUAAUAAGUGAUCAGAAAGUACAGAAUAAGACAAUCGACGGCAUUCUCCUCCUGAUAGAACGGGAAAGGAAUGGUGAAGCCAUUGAUAGGAGUUUACUUCGAAGCCUCUUAAGCAUGCUUUCUGAUUUGCAAAUUUACCAAGAUUCUUUCGAACAACGAUUUCUGGAAGAAACUAACAGGCUCUAUGCAGCUGAAGGCCAAAAACUAAUGCAGGAAAGAGAGGUUCCGGAGUAUCUUCAUCACGUUAACAAACGUCUAGAAGAAGAAGCAGAUAGACUUAUUACUUACUUAGAUCAGACCACCCAGAAAUCAUUAAUCGCUACUGUAGAAAAGCAACUUCUUGGUGAACACUUAGCAGCAAUUCUUCAGAAAGGUUUAACUAAUCUCCUUGAUGAAAACCGGAUUCAAGAAUUAUCUCUACUUUAUCAGCUUUUCAGUAGAGUUCGAGGUGGAGUUCAGGUUCUGUUACAACAAUGGAUCGAAUACAUUAAGGCAUUUGGCAGCACCAUUGUAAUUAAUCCUGAGAAAGAUAAAACCAUGGUUCAAGAAUUGCUGGAUUUUAAAGAUAAAGUUGACCACAUAAUUGAUAUUUGUUUUAUGAAGAAUGAAAAAUUCAUUAAUGCCAUGAAAGAAGCAUUUGAAACAUUUAUUAACAAAAGACCGAACAAACCUGCUGAACUGAUAGCUAAGCAUGUAGAUUCAAAGCUUCGUGCUGGCAACAAAGAAGCCACAGAUGAAGAACUUGAAAAAAUGUUAGAUAAAAUUAUGAUCAUUUUUAGAUUUAUCUAUGGUAAGGAUGUUUUUGAGGCCUUCUAUAAGAAAGAUUUAGCCAAACGCCUGUUAGUUGGGAAGAGUGCAUCUGUAGAUGCUGAAAAAUCAAUGUUGUCCAAACUUAAGCACGAAUGUGGAGCUGCUUUUACUAGCAAACUUGAAGGAAUGUUUAAAGACAUGGAACUCUCAAAAGACAUCAUGAUUCAGUUCAAACAGGUAAGAUAUAUGCAGAAUCAGAAUGUACCUGGGAAUAUUGAACUAACUGUGAAUAUUCUGACAAUGGGUUAUUGGCCAACUUAUAUCCCUAUGGAAGUUCAUUUACCACCAGAGAUGGUAAAACUACAGGAGAUUUUUAAGACAUUUUACCUGGGUAAACAUAGUGGCCGAAAACUUCAGUGGCAGUCAACACUGGGCCACUGUGUACUAAAAGCUGAUUUUAAAGAAGGCAAAAAAGAACUCCAGGUCUCUCUCUUCCAAACUUUGGUGCUGCUAAUGUUUAAUGAGGGAGAGGAUUUUAGUUUAGAAGAGAUAAAGCAGGCUACUGGAAUAGAGGAUGGAGAAUUACGGAGAACACUGCAGUCAUUGGCUUGUGGCAAAGCCAGAGUUCUGGCAAAAUAUCCUAAGGGCAAAGAUAUAGAAGAUGGAGACAGGUUUAUUUGCAAUGAUGAUUUCAAACACAAACUCUUUAGGAUAAAGAUCAAUCAGAUCCAGAUGAAAGAAACGGUUGAAGAGCAAGCAAGUACUACAGAGAGAGUAUUUCAAGACAGACAAUAUCAAAUUGAUGCUGCGAUUGUUCGAAUUAUGAAGAUGAGAAAGACCCUUAGCCACAAUCUCCUUGUUUCAGAAGUAUACAAUCAGUUGAAAUUUCCAGUAAAGCCUGCUGAUCUGAAAAAGAGAAUAGAAUCAUUAAUCGACCGAGAUUACAUGGAAAGAGAUAAGGAAAAUCCGAACCAGUACAACUACAUCGCAUAAAAUAUUGGCCUUGGGAGAGGAGCAUUUGUUUGUUAAGCCAGUGGAUAACUAAUCAGUUGAUCCUGUAUUAUUUGACUUCUUUUAUACUACGGAUGACCAAAUGAAGCAUCGUAAUGGAGUAGUUGAGGUGGACUUUUUCAGUGGUUAACAUGCCCAAUUAAAGAGUAAUACUUACCUUUACGAAGAAUGUUGUUGAACUCUUUGCAUGUUAUUUAGUAUGAUGUGCAGAAAAUCCUUAAGAAAGUACCUGGUCUUCAUUAUUCCUCUUUGGAACUGGGGAAGAGGUCCCUAUGCCUAAUAAAACAGAGAAAGGGGUUCUUAUACACCAUUAAUUAUUAAGCAAAAGGUUUAUUUGCUUAAAAUGUCAUUUAAAGAUACUUAAACUGCAUGCAGACUUUAUUUACUGUACAGAGUUCUGGAUGUAUUUAUCAAAUAGAAAAACCACCCUGAACUUGGUUGUUAACCUGUUUUGUGAUUUCCCUUGAAAAGAAAAGAGUUGUCAUAGAUAAUUGAUAUUUUACUAGGUAUUGUUCUGUUACAUUGAAAGGGAUUUGGGGAAAAAGCUUAUUUGAAAAUAACUUUUCAAGCAGAGGGACAGUUGCUUAUAUAAUCUUUUAUAUAUAUACACAUCCUAGAAUUUUCUCCUGAUUAUGGGAUGUGUGUAUAUAACUUAAACCCUGAGUUGGUUGUGCUAAUUAAAACAGGUACUUACAAAAAUAGCUGAAAUUGCUGAUGGGAUUAUAACUAGAAGAAUAUGAUAGGAGAGAAAAAUCCAGCUCUUCAUAUUUAAAAUAAAUACUAUUUGAACAUUGCAAAAGAGACCAAAACCCACAUGUUUUGUAAAGUUUUACAAGAACAAAACUUAAAUGACUAGUUCUCAACUUCCUUUUAAUUGUUGUUUGGUCAGUUUUGUCUUUAACUUGGACCAAUUGUAGAUUGUACAGGCUUCCUAGGAUUUAGCAUUCCUUUUUACCAAAGUUUUUUUUAUGGGGGGGAAGCAUCCCAACUCUCCCCUUUGUUGGUAACAAAGCCUUUUCUAUUUUCAUUCAAACUUUCUGAAACCUUUCGUAUAAGUCUUUUCUCAUUUUCCUCACAUUGCCCCUAGUUGACAUUUUCAAAUUCUGGUCUUGCUCCUUUCAACACUGUUUACCGAUAAAAUUUCUCAUGGCCGCUGGACACCUUUCAAGGAAAUGACCAAGGAUUGUUCAUACAUAGAAAAUAGCAAAAGUGGUGUUCUCCAAAAUGAUGCUGUGUCAGUGGUUUUUUUUUUAAUUAUUACUAUUAUUCCUUGUUUAUUUUCCCUUGAAACUUUGAAGGAAGGAAAAGCAAAAUAAAGUUUUGUUUGACUUUUAAAAUCUGGACAGCUUUAAUACUUUUUGCAGCCACAUAUAUCUUAGACUAUUUGGAGCCAUUAGGAAACACCUAGGUCCUCACCUUCGCUAGAGACUUUUGGUUCUAGUGUCUACAGUUGUUUCUUGAAGUCUUGAGAUCAGCUAUAAAAAGUUGCCUGUUUCUAAUUGUACCAACUUGCACACUAAUAUUCUGUGGUCCUAGAAUCACUUCCUCGUGUUUUUUGGACUUGCCUAUAUUUUCAUAGCUCCUCCUGGGUCUCUUAUAUGAGCUUAUUGGAGGACAUUGACCUAUUCCCCCUUCUCAUGGACCGUCUGUGCCAGUGUUGGGAUCUCUCUUCUGUGGUCUGAAAGAUGUAGUAGACCUACAUCACAAAACCUGAUAGUUAUUCUUCGGGAACUUUUCCAUAGUCUUGGUCCUAUUAGAGACUUACCACUGGAAGCUGUUCCCUUCCUUCCUCGAGGCUUUUCAUUUUUCAAAAACUUGAUACUGUUUCAACUGAAAAUUGGUGAGGCUAUUAAACAAGUUUGAGGGGAGCUGUCUAUGAGAAAUUGAGAAGUCAUGCAAGCAACAUGAAUUGUGACUUUUGGUUCGUUGUUCUGUAUCAAUUGAAUUUUUGUGCUCUUUUCCCUGUGUACGUGGUGGUUCUAUUUUUCUCCAAUAAAAAGUUUUAUUUAAAAAAA
Molecule: messenger RNA, 4735 nt
Organism: Suncus etruscus (white-toothed pygmy shrew)
Lineage: Eukaryota; Metazoa; Chordata; Mammalia; Eulipotyphla; Soricidae
Gene: CUL4B
Product: cullin 4B
Exons: 20
Coding region: 6-2702 (898 amino acids)
Biological process (GO): ubiquitin-dependent protein catabolic process; protein ubiquitination; DNA damage response
Cellular component (GO): Cul4B-RING E3 ubiquitin ligase complex
Molecular function (GO): ubiquitin protein ligase binding
Source: RefSeq, a predicted model, not a curated record